AUGGAGGUUUCUGUGGCAAUCUUGUUACUCGGGGUCCUGCUCGUUCUACUCUGGUUACUUGACAAAAAGAAGAGCAGCAGGACGCGUGGUCUUCCUCCAGGCCCGCUCGCACUUCCUCUUGUAGGAAACCUGCCACAGCUGGACAAACACGUUCCUUUUAAAAGCCUCCUUAAGCUGAGUGAAACGUACGGCCCGGUGAUGACGGUGCACUUGGGCUGGCAGCGUGCAGUGGUCCUGGUAGGCUACGAGGCCGUCAAAGAAGCUCUCGUGGACCAGGCGGACGACUUCACCGGCAGAAUGCAGAUGCCAUUCCUCGUCAAAGCCACCAGGGGCUAUGGUUUGGGCAUCAGCAACGGUGAGCGCUGGCGUCAGCUUCGACGUUUCACCCUGACCACGCUGCGGGAUUUCGGGAUGGGCCGCAAAGGGAUGGAGGCGUGGAUCCAGGAAGAGAGCAAACACAUGAUGGCCCACAUUGACACUUAUAAAGCCACCCCCUUUGACCCGUCCUUCCUGCUGAGCUGCUCAGUAUCCAACGUGAUUUGCUCCCUGGUGUUCGGCCAACGCUUUGACUAUGCGGACGCCGACUUCCUGCGGCUGCUUUCCAUCAUUUCAGAAAUACUCCAGUUUGUGGCCAGUCCUCUGGGGCAGUUGUACAACAUUUUUCCGUGGCUGAUCGAGCGCCUUCCUGGUUGUCAGCACAAGGUGUUUGGACACAUGGAGGUGGUGCGAUCCUUUAUCAAUGAGAAGAUCCAGCAGCACCAAGACUCCAUGGAGCCUGGCACACCCCGAGACUACAUCGACUGCUUCCUGAACCGCAUCCAACAGGAGAAGCGCAACGAGGCCACUGAAUUCUUCUACGAGAACCUGCAGGCCACAGUCAUGAAUCUCUUCAUGGCAGGAACCGAAACCAGUAGCUCCACCAUCAGAUAUGCCCUCAGUGUGUUCAUCAAACAUCCCGAAGUACAAGAGAAAAUGCAGCAGGAGAUCGACGCCGUGAUUGGACGAGAGCGCUGCGUCAACAUGGAGGACAGGAAGUUCAUGCCUUUCACGGACGCUGUCAUCCACGAAGUGCAACGCUUCCUUGACAUCGUCCCCUUCAGCAUACCGCACUGCACGCUCCGUGACGUCCCGUUCCGAGGUUACACCAUUCCCAAGGGCACCAUCAUCGUGCCCCUGUUGCAUUCUGUGCUGAAAGACGAGACACAGUGGGCGGAUCCUCGAACCUUCAAUCCGCAACACUUCCUGGACCACAACGGCAACUUUAAGAAGAACCCGGCGUUCAUGCCUUUUUCAUCAGGAAAAAGAGCUUGCGUCGGGGAGUCUCUGGCCCGCAUGGAACUGUUCAUCUUCCUGGUCUCGCUGUUGCAACAUUUCAGCUUCUCCUGCCCGGGGGGUCCAGACAGCGUGGACCUGACCCCAGAGUACAGCAGCUUUGUCAACAUGCCUCGACGACACCAGCUCGUUGCCAUGCCACGCUGA
Phycodurus eques (leafy seadragon) is the source of this 1479-nucleotide messenger RNA. RefSeq names its product cytochrome P450 2F3-like. NCBI's taxonomy places the organism in Eukaryota, Metazoa, Chordata, Actinopteri, Syngnathiformes, Syngnathidae. Gene Ontology annotation, biological process: xenobiotic metabolic process. Gene Ontology annotation, molecular function: oxidoreductase activity, acting on paired donors, with incorporation or reduction of molecular oxygen, reduced flavin or flavoprotein as one donor, and incorporation of one atom of oxygen; heme binding; iron ion binding. Bases 1 to 1479 code for a protein of 492 amino acids. The transcript is spliced from 9 exons. Gene Ontology annotation, cellular component: intracellular membrane-bounded organelle; cytoplasm. The record is from RefSeq and is a predicted model, not a curated record.